Messenger RNA from Vicia villosa (hairy vetch), 2379 nucleotides. RefSeq names its product pentatricopeptide repeat-containing protein At1g74900, mitochondrial. The coding region runs from base 65 to 1558 and encodes 497 amino acids. The record is from RefSeq and is a predicted model, not a curated record. NCBI's taxonomy places the organism in Eukaryota, Viridiplantae, Streptophyta, Magnoliopsida, Fabales, Fabaceae. Gene Ontology annotation, molecular function: protein binding. The transcript has a single exon.
CGACAAACCAGUUAAAUCUUCCAACAAUAGGAAAAAUUGAGCGAAAAAUGUGAAAAUCCCGAAGAUGUUUAAUAAGUUAUUGGCUAAACCACUUCAGCAAACUUGGAACAGUUCCCAUCUCUUCCCACCAAAACCCCCAAUUUGGCUCAUACGAAACACCCUCGCCACCGUACCUGAAUCUCCACCGCCUUCCGAAGACGCCACCGUAGCAAAACUCGUCCUCGAAUCAGAUCCAUCAUCCCUCCCCGAAACCCUAUCAAACCCCUCUUUCCAAUGGACCCCACAGCUAGUCAACAAUGUUCUCAAGCGUCUCUGGAACCACGGACCCAAAGCCCUGCAAUUCUUCAAACACCUAGAACGCCACCCAACUUACAUUCACUCCUCAUCCAGCUUCGAACACGCCAUUGACAUCGCAGCCCGUUUGCGCGAUUACAAUGCCGCUUGGGCUUUCGUGGGCCGAAUGCGGCCUCUCCGUAUCGGCCCGACUCCUCGAGCAUUCGCUAUCCUCGCUGAAAGGUAUGCGACGGGCGGAAAAGCUCACCGGGCAGUGAAAGUAUUUUUGUCUAUGCAUGAACACGGUUGCCACCAGGAUUUGAAUUCGUUCAACACAAUCCUUGAUGUUCUCUGUAAAACGAGACGCGUUGAGAUGGCGUAUAGUUUGUUUAAAACAUUCAAAGGUAGGUUUAAAUGUGAUAGUGUUAGUUAUAACAUAAUGGCGAAUGGUUGGUGUUUGAUUAAGCGAACGCCAAUGGCGUUGCAGGUUAUGAAGGAGAUGGUGGAGAGAGGAAUUACGCCAACGAUGGUUACUUAUAACACAUUGCUUAAAGGGUAUUUUAGGUGUAAUCAGUUGAAGGAAGCUUGGGAGUUUUUUCUGGAGAUGAAGAGGAGGAAGUGUGAAAUUGAUGUUGUUACUUAUACUACAAUGGUUCAUGGAUUUGGUGUUGCGGGUGAGGUUAAGAGAUCGAAGAGGGUUUUUGAUGCGAUGGUGAAAGAGGGUUUGAUUCCUUCUGUUGCUACUUAUAAUGCUUUGAUUCAGGUUUUGUGUAAGAAGGAUAGUGUGCAGAAUGCUUUGUUGGUUUUUGAAGAGAUGGUGGGAAAAGGGUGUGUGCCUAAUUUGACUACUUACAAUGUUGUUAUCAGAGGUUUGUGUCAUUCGGGUGAAAUGGAGAAAGCUUUGGAGUUUAUGAAGAGAAUGGAAGAACAUGGGUGUAGGCCAAGUGUUCAGACAUACAAUGUUGUGAUACGUUAUUAUUGUGAUGAGGGGGAACUUGAAAAGGGUUUGGAGUUGUUUGAAAAGAUGGGGAAUGGGACUUGUUUGCCCAAUUUGGAUACCUAUAAUAUUCUGAUUAGUGCUAUGUUUGUGAGGAAGAAAUCGGAGGAUUUGGUGGUGGCUGGGAAGUUGUUGAUGGAGAUGGUUGGUAGAGGUUUCUUGCCCCGUAAGUUUACUUUUAAUCGGGUGUUAAAUGGACUUGUUCUAAUGGGGAAUCGAGAGUUUGCUAAUGAGAUUUUAAGAAUGCAAAGCAGGUGUGGUCGUGUUCUUCGUCAUAUGAAAUUAUGACAACGUUUGGAUUUGGUUCCUCAGAACAGCCAUAUAUGUUGUCUCCCCUGCAUUACUGUGUAUUAUGAACUGGUUUUAUAGCUUGAUAUGUUGCUUCACAAGUUUGAGAUUAAAAGUCUUUUUUGGGGAAAAUGAAGCUCUCUGUGGUGCAAGCUCCACAGUAUUUGAAGAAAGAAUAAUGGCUUGAAGUAAAUUAUUUUCUUGCAGCUGGUGUCGCAUUUUUGACACAAUAAGUUUGAGAUUAAAAACCGAGUCUUUCAUGGGGAAAAUGAAGCUCUCUGUGAUGCAAGCUCCACAGGAUUUGAAGAAUAAUGGCUUGAAGUAAAUUAUUUUCUUCAGCUGGUGUCGCAUCUUAUGCACAUUGGUUUGACUUUCAGUCUGGCAGUUUAAUAACUGAGAAUUGAAGAGCUCCCUAAUUCACCACGGCUUUUUCAAUGAGAAAGUGCCCAUGGUAAACGUUUAGCAAGUAUCAUCUACAACGGAACACGGUUGGAGCUUCACAUACUAUUUCUACUUUUUUUUUUUUGUUAAUUCUACUGUUAGGCUUCCUGUUCGAGACUAAUCUAAUUGCAACCGAAAUUCAUGAGAAGUCAUUUACACUCCCUUCACUGGUUGCAAGCUGUGACUUGAUGCUUAUCAAUGUAAUUUAUAAGUAUUCUGAUAGCAUUCUCAAAUACCAUUGUCUUUAGCCUCUUCAAUCCUGAGCAUAUUAUCUUUGGAGUCUCAACAGUUUCAGGAUUAUUUAGAAUCUGAGUUCUUCCUGGCUUUUUAAUUCUAUCAUGACUAACUUGUAGCACAUUUCUGUCUGUAACAAAAACAUC